GAACUAAAUUUAAUCAUCAAAAUAAAAACAAACCCAUCCCCCAGGUCUUUUAACUUUAGGGAAAUAUUUGGAAAUUAUUUGUGUUUGGGCCAGUUAUGGUAGUUUGAGUCAGGAAGACCUUAUUGUCCUGAACGUAAUACACUUUUCUUUCCUACUUUGUAAAUGGCCGCGCCUCUGUCAGAACCAGGGAAGUCCGGAACGACGACGAAUGUGAGUUUCGUCUGUCAAAGAUGUCUGCAACCUUUGAAGUUAGACACAUCUUUUAACACGAUCGAACAGCGGCUGUUUGAUGAGCUGACUGCCCCUUUAACCAGAUAUAACGAUGAAGAAGAAGAAGAAACAAUAAAUAUUACCACAAAGAGGACACAGUUACCAGAGUAUGAAGAAGAUGGUAAUAUCGUGAAGAGGAUCAUUCCAUCGUCAGGUGAAAUGCAGUUAAAUCUUAGUCACGAUUUUACGUUACUUGGUGAUCCAGGGCCGGGCAGUAUGGAUAAUUUAAGUCACAGAUUAAAGGUUACAGCCUGUUUGUUCGAUAUUAUGUCAGGACAAUCGGAAGUUGAUCAUCCGCUCUGUGAGGAGUGUACAGACUCAUUAUUAGACCAAUUAGAUAAUCAGUUGAAGAUUACAGAAGACGAGUGCCGAGAUUAUCGUGAUCUACUCACUAAAUUACAACAUGAAACAGAUGAUGUGGAUGAAAAAGCUCUUGAUAAGGAACUUAAACAGUUAAAAGCUGAAGAAGAAACGUUACAUAAAGAACUGGCGAAGGCUGAAGAGGAACAAAAGAUAGUUGUUGCUAAGUUACAAGAAGAAGAAGAUAAAUCUAAAAUAUUAGAUGAAGAGGAAGAAAAAUAUUGGAAGGAAUAUAAUGAAUAUAAACGUCAAGCCUUGGAGUUGGAUGAUGAACAAAGAAGUAUAGCUAACCAACUUCAAUAUGCGCAAACUCAACUUGAUAAACUUAAAAAAACAAAUGUUUUUAACUCUACAUUCCAUAUAUGGCACAGUGGUCAGUUUGGUACCAUCAAUAAUUUUAGAUUAGGACGACUGCCCAGUGUUCCAGUUGAUUGGAAUGAAAUAAAUGCUGCAUGGGGACAAACAGUUCUUUUACUACACUCACUGGCUCGUAAAAUGAAUUUAACAUUUCAAAGGUAUCGUUUAGUUCCCUAUGGCAACCAUUCAUAUUUAGAAUCACUGACGGAGAAGAAUAAAGAAUUGCCCUUAUAUGGUUCUGGUGGAUUCCGCUUUUUAUGGGAUACAAAGUUUGAUCAAGCUAUGGUGGCAUUCUUAGAUUGUUUACAACAGUUCAAAGAAGAAGUAGAGAGGGGCGAUACCAGUUUUUGUUUACCCUACAGAAUGGAGAAAGGAAAAAUAGAAGACUCUAAUUCCGGAAAUUCUUAUUCCAUUAAAAUCCAAUUUAAUUCGGAGGAACAGUGGACUAAAGCCUUGAAAUUCAUGUUGACUAAUUUAAAAUGGGGUUUAGCCUGGGUUUCAUCACAACUUAUUGCUGAAAAAUAAAGAAGAAGAUUCAUUCUUAAACAAAAAUACAAAAGAUUACUAUAAUAUUAAAACAUGAACAGUCAUUAUGAAUGAAUAAAUGAAAUGAGAUGGGGUUUAACGUCCUACUGUUCUUCACCGACUGGGCUAAUGAAGACAGGUAUAUGCGCCAUACAGUGGCACUACUGCCUGCCCUUAUAUUCAAAUUCCAACUGUCAAGGGUUCUUUUAUGUGUGCGCCAAUGUGUACAUGGGAACUCCGAUUUUUAUGUCCCAUCCGAAUGACUAUACAAUGUCCUUGCCAGGCCCUUUGUCUGGCAGCACUGACAAGUGGGAGGCACACCAGAAACUUCCGAUGAACAUCUCGGCCAUCACCGAGAUGUCUAUAUAAUUACUGAGCCACCACAACUUCCACAUAAAUGAAUGAAAGAUGGGAUGAAUGAAUGAAAGAUGGGAUGAAUGAAUGAAAGACGAUUUAGGACCUUGAUAUUACAUGGUUAUUUAUGUUCUGUCUGUUGUUAAUUAUUUUUCAUGUACUUUUUAUUUAUUUAAAGGAGCUCAGCUUCUCUGAUUUAUGUUAAAAUAAGGAGUUGGAAUGUGAUAGGGGAAACUGUAUAUGAUUUAAUUCAUGGAUGAGUACGGGAAACUGUAUAUGAUUUAAUUCAUGGAUGAGUACGGGAAACUGUAUAUGAUUUAAUUCAUGGAUGAGUACGGGAAACUCUAUAUGAUUUAAUUCAUGGAUGAGAACGGGAAACUCUAUAUGAUUUAAUUCAUGGAUGAGUACGGGGAACUCUAUAACAUUAAAUUCAUGGAUGAGUAUGGGAAACUCUAUAUGAUUUAAUUCAUGGAUGAGUACGGGGAACUCUAUAUGAUUUAAUUCAUGGAUGAGUACGGGGAACUCUAUAUGAUUUAAUUCAUGGAUGAGUACAUGGAUGAGUACGGGGAACUCUAUAUGACUAAAUUCAUGGAUGAGUACAUGGAUGAGUAUGGGAAACUGUAUAAGAUUAAAUUCAUGUAUGAGUACGGGAAACUCUAUAUGAUUUAAUUCAUGGAUGAAUACUGGCAAUCUUAUUUUUAAUGGAAGAAGAAAGGGAUAUUGAAAUAAACCAACUAAAAUUUAUAUAGAAGACAUUUAUUAAAGUCACUUAUCCUCAGUUACAUUUUUAAGACAAUAAAAAAAUAUCUAUUUUUUCACCAGUUAAACAUACGUUAUGCAAGAGCUAAAUCGAGACUUUGUUUUUUAUCGUAACAAUGGUAACAAUCAAACCUACUGUGUUUUUAAAAUUUGGUUUUCUCAGAGUAAUUUGACUGAAAUUUUCUGCAUAUUCCGUUUAUGUAAUUUAUUUAACUAUUAUAGCGAGAACUGUCAACUCGUUAUCUAAUCAUCCAUAAUGCCCCUUUAAUCCAUGCCAAUAUUUAAUUAAAUUCAAUAUUUAACAUUUAAUUCAGGAUGCAUUAUGUUAGAUUUGGAUAAAGAGCUGAAUAUUUUAAAUAUUUCUGUUAUGCCCAAAAUUAGUAUUUUGCGUAAAAAGACGAAGAACGCUGAAUGCAGCCGAUGAGCGCCGCAUCCAUGUGUCCGGUUGAAUUAUCUGUAUUAUUGUCAUAGUAACUGAUUAUUAUUGUUUAGAUAGAAGCCAUGCGGUGAUGUACGAUGGUGGGCGCCUGACGUCCGUAUAUUGUUUUCACCUGUGUUGUUUACUGUGUUGUAGAUGUAUACUUUGUUGUUGUAGACUAUUUUGUAAGCCGUCCUGUAUUGUUUACAUGAGUUAAAUCGACAAUAAACCCAAUUACUAAACAACCAGCAUUCGAACUAGUGAUUACAGAGCGCCCCCCGACUUCGUCCCGGCGAGGUACUAUCAUCAUGUGCAGCCCACAAUUUCAUUCAAAUUACUUUGUUCUGAGCAAAGUUAUAAUUUUUGUAGUUUAGACAAUGCUGACAUGGUAGAUAUUUUAUAAUUCUUCCAGAUGUUCUAAUCCGUUUUAAUCUUGGCCAUCUGAUGGUCUAGAGAAUUGAUUAUAGACUUGUCAUGUAAAUAAAUGUCCAAAUAAUAGUUUACAUAACAUUUGAAGUCAAAAUAAAGAUUUAGCUCUUAACUAAUGUAUCUUUAAGAAAGAAAGAUCAAAAUAUCAACAAAAGAUAAACUGUUCAAAAGAGGCCCAUCAAAAGAUUUCAGAGAAAAUCAUAAAUAUGGCACUGGCUUGUGUUGAUUAUAUCCUACACUUCGUCUGAAGUGGAUGCUGAAUGUUGUCAGCUGUUAAUACUGAAUGGAAUCGAACUGAAUAUGGACUCAUAUUUCUUAUACUGAUCCAGUGUUUACAAGAUGGUAGUUUACAAGAGAUUAACAAUCCCUCACAUGUAGAUCAGUGAUUUUAAUAUACAUAUAAUGAUAACUACACAUGUAUACUAGCAUGGCAGGACAAUUUACCCAAUACUAUCAAAUACUACCCAAUACCACCCAAUACUACCCAAUACUAAUUAAAUACUACCACAUAGCACAUAUAUACUAUCUGGUAGUAUUGGGUAAUAUUGGAUAGCACUGGGUAAAUCUUCCUGCCACAUGUAUACAUCUGCCUAUAUUUGUUGAUGUAAUUUUGUUAAGUUUCAUUAAAAAUAAAAUGUAAAACUGUUA
This is a messenger RNA of Patella vulgata (common limpet), 4120 nucleotides long. Its product is annotated as beclin-1. The record is from RefSeq and is a predicted model, not a curated record. Bases 163 to 1512 code for a protein of 449 amino acids. Gene Ontology annotation, biological process: late endosome to vacuole transport; autophagosome assembly; cellular response to nitrogen starvation. Gene Ontology annotation, cellular component: phagophore assembly site; phosphatidylinositol 3-kinase complex, class III, type II; phosphatidylinositol 3-kinase complex, class III, type I. Lineage: Eukaryota; Metazoa; Mollusca; Gastropoda; Patellidae. The transcript has 15 exons.